CUCUGGAUAAUUUUCAAAUAAAUGUAUAAUCCCUAUAUAAGUGCACUACCUAGGGUGAGAUAGAGUUGCUUGACAGCAUAUCUAGUGCACUCUAUGUGAAAUGAGGACGUAUUUGAGAUUCUAGCUCUGAUUUCAAUACAAAUCGCAGUAUGUUGGUACCGUUAGAGGGUGUUUAUGGUGAAAGAAAGCUCUACAGUAUUUGUUGUGCAUGUUGAUAUUCAGAUAGCAAGGUAUUACAUCGUACAUUAUCUCAAACACGGUUGCCGAGUUAAUUAAGUAGCUAGCAGUGUUAUAAGGGUAUAUCGUUGUUAUAUUUACUAGGAAAGAGACCGAGAUUAUUUUGCCCAGGGCGCUAGCUGAGCAAGUGUAACUCAGCAUGGGGCCGUGUCUUUAAUUAGGCCGUGACUAAUUCAUUUAUUAAUUAGUUAGUAAUUGAUGAGUGUGCUGUUGUUUAACUUCGGUUGACUGAGUUUUCCCCUGGCUGAGACGCGGACCGGACACCGGACAUGGCAGUGUCUGAGACUCAGCUGAUGUUGAGCGUCGGGUUGAUCGGGAAAGACGUGAAUGCAGACACGCUGUGGGUUUGGUGCUUUCCUGCAGUCAGCGCCGAGCUGCGCGAGCUCUUGAUGCGGAAGUGCUGUUUGUCUCGCGACUCUCCGGAGCUGCACGCCUACGUGUUCGGUCAGUACCGCCGGAGCUGGUACUACCUCACCACCACCGACGUCCAGGAGCCCACCGCCCUCACCAAGGUUACACAUUUCUCUAUAGUUAUUACAGCAAAGGAUUUCAACCCUGAAAAGUAUGCCGCAUUCAGUCGAGUUCUGUGUAGGAUGUACAUGAAACAUGGCAGUCCAGUGAAGAUGAUGGAAGGCUACAUUGCUGUCCUCACAAAGGGCAUCUGUCAAAGCGAUGAGAACGGCUCCUUCCUCAUCAAGGACUAUGAUGUUAGAAAAGCCUAUUUGGCUGGAUCCAUUAAAGAUGUGGUGUCUCAGUUUGGGAUGGAGACCAUCAUCCUGUACACAGCACUGAUGCUGAAGAAAAGGAUUGUGAUCUACCAUCCUCGUGUUGAGGCUCUGCUCGAGUUCACAAGAGUACUUCCAGCCCUGACAUGGCAUAGGAAAGACUGGUCCAUUCUCCACCCUUAUGUCCAUCUGGAGGACAGAGAGUUGGACAACCUCAGAUCAUGUACAGGGUAUGUUGCAGGCUUUGUGGAUCCCGAUGUUAUCAACCGAUCGGAUCUCUUCGAUGUUUUCGUGAAUCUUCCAGACAACGAGAUCACCAUUGCUCGACAUGCAAAAGAGGCCAUGACUAUGGGAAAACUGCAUAAGGAGAUCGGCCACUUGAUUGUGCAGUCUGCAGAGGAUGCUGAUCGCACAGAUGCUCAAGUUAUCAAGGAUAUUUCUGUAAAGACUAAGGAGAUUCUAAGCAACUUGAUGUCCCUUGCUGAGGACGGAGACGACGCAAAGCUGACUCUGGACACACUGAAGCGACGUCACCUUCCUCCAGCAACCGAGAACUUCCUCUUCCAUUUAGCUGCAGCCGAGCAGCUCCUGAAGAUCUAAACAAUACCCUAUGAAUGUACGAGACCUAGGAGAGCCUAACGAAGGAAAUCACUAUGUGAUCGUAUGAUUUUAUAAAUGCGUGUAAAUGCAAAGAUGAAUUUAUAAAAAGUUUUAUAGAGGUUUUAUGAUGAUCUAGACACAUUCAAUGACCAAGACUAUUAUUAUAUAUAUAUAUAUAUUACCCUUUAGCUACUCUUUCUUUUCCAGGAUGGUUCUUCUUAGGAAGCACUUAAAAUUACUUGACGAAUAUACAGGAAUGGAUGGAUAAUGUACUUUUACAUUUGUACAUUUUUUUUUAAGUGACACUUUGAACUUGAACACAGUCUAAAUGAAGACCAUUUUGUGGUAGCACUUCAUUAAACAGUUUUGAAAAUUUAGAUAAUGAAGAUUUUAUAUGCCAAAUUAAAUAUAAUGAUUAAUUAUUAUUAACAUCAAUGUACAGAACACUAUUCUGCUGCCACUGAAAUCUUAUUUGGUUGUGAUUCAGUUGCGUCGGGUGUUUUGUGUACGUCUGUGCGUGUUAAAAUGUAUCAGAAAGCCAACAGAACUUCAUUAGAUAAAGUAGGAAAAACAAUUGCGUUUCUAAAGCAUACUCAACAGGGUUAAUUUGUUUCUUGCAGUCUCGGCAAGCUCCAUCUUUUUAUUAAGCAUCUUUUGAUUUUUUUUUUUCUCUUGCUUUACAUCAGUUAUGUAAUCACCAUCUGCCUAAAGGAGUGUGUUUGUGCCAAAAUAUUCCAUAUGCACUUUUCAUAUGUUCACAUGUAAUAUUUUAUUUUUUUAAAUGAUGCUGUUGUCCUUUCCUAACAAUCAUAUGCUUGAGUUCUAAUGACAUAAAAAUUAAGGUCCAGUGUAAAGUUCUCAAUGGUUUCAAUGUGAUAUUAACAAUGAUGUAACAAUAGCAGUAUUUUUGUUAAAUCCAUUUGGUCUAAAAUGCUAUUAAAUUAAAACAUGAAUCUUU
This is a messenger RNA of Ictalurus punctatus (channel catfish), 2520 nucleotides long. RefSeq names its product DENN domain containing 10 (gene dennd10). Gene Ontology annotation, cellular component: late endosome. The transcript is spliced from 9 exons. NCBI's taxonomy places the organism in Eukaryota, Metazoa, Chordata, Actinopteri, Siluriformes, Ictaluridae. Gene Ontology annotation, molecular function: small GTPase binding; guanyl-nucleotide exchange factor activity. Gene Ontology annotation, biological process: regulation of early endosome to late endosome transport; protein transport. The record is from RefSeq and is a predicted model, not a curated record. Bases 507 to 1562 code for a protein of 351 amino acids.